Molecule: messenger RNA, 1575 nt
Organism: Arthroderma uncinatum
Lineage: Eukaryota; Fungi; Ascomycota; Eurotiomycetes; Onygenales; Arthrodermataceae
Product: Mch2p
Exons: 2
Coding region: 1-1575 (524 amino acids)
Biological process (GO): transmembrane transport
Molecular function (GO): transmembrane transporter activity
Source: RefSeq, a predicted model, not a curated record
AUGGCAGAUGGUCCUACACCCCACGGUAGCAGCGGAAUUUCUACUCAGAUAGAAAAAGCCCUGGAUGGCUUUGAAGAAAAGAAACUAAACCGCAAUUCGACACCUAGAUCAGAAGAGGGCCUGGAGGAAAAAGAGCCAGAGGAUAUCCCUCCAGAUGGGGGAUACGGCUGGGUCUGUGUUCUAUGUGCUUGUCUCAUAAAUGCUAACACCUGGGGUGUGAAUAGUUCGUAUGGUGUCUUCCUCUCUUACUACCUUGAGAACGAUACGUUUCCCAAUACAAGUCCGAUUGAAUAUGCCUUCACUGGCGGACUGAGCAUGUCUUGCUGCCUCCUCAUUUCGCCGCUGGUUACUCAUAUGGUACACUUGUAUGGUAAUCGAGCCGUCCUUAACUUUGGCGUCAUUCUCCAGACUCUCUCCUUUAUCGGAGCAUCCUUUGCGACGCGGAAAUGGCACAUCUUUCUCUCCCAGGGAGUAUGCUUCGGCUUCGGGAUAGGCGUGAUUUUCGUGACCUCUGUGAGCAUCAUACCUCAAUGGUUCCGGCGUAAACGGAGCAUUGCCAAUUCACUUGCCGCCGCUGGCUCGGGAUUAGGUGGUUUGGCAUAUUCCCUUGCCGCGGGCUCACUGCUCCCGAACGUUGGCCUGGGAUGGACUUUCCGCGUGUUGGGUCUAUGUUCGUUCGCUGUGAACUUGAUCGCUUGCAAUCUCAUGCGUCAUCGCAACAAGGCGAUCGGUAGCAGAUAUCGCGCCUUUCAUUUCCCGUUACUCAAGCGGCCGGAGUUCCUAUUCCUUCAAGCCUGGGGGAUGCUGUCCCUACUGGGCUACGUCGUCAUAUUGUUCAGUUUGCCAAAUUUUGCCCUCUCCAUUGGUUUAUCCCAGAAGCAAGGUAGCAUCGCUGGUGCAUUGCUGAACCUGGGUCAGGCCCUUGGACGCCCAGUCGUCGGUCUCGUCAGUGAUCGGUAUGGCCGAUUCAAUAUGGCCAUUUUGUUCACCAUCUUCUGUGGUUUCCUCUGCUUAGCUGUCUGGAUACCGGCUUCAAACAUGGGUGUACUCUCCUUUUUUGCCGUCAUCGUAGGCACCGUUGCUGGGACCUUCUGGACAACUAUCGUCCCAAUCUGCGCAGAGGUGGUCGGCAUGCAAGAACUUCCUGGCGGGCUCAGUCUUACCUGGGUUGCCAUGGUGCCUGCAACCACGGUGGCCGAACCAAUUGCCCUCGUACUCAAGCGUGGACAGAACACCACGGGCUCAUAUACUUAUGCGCAGAUAUUUGCAGGACUUGUAUAUGUGGCCGCGGGAUUGUUUUUGUGGGUGGCUCGAGGUUGGAAAAUUGGAGAUAACGAAAGAAUUGCAAGGGACGCCGUCGCUAGGGAUGCUGCUGGUGGCGUCGUCAGGUCUGAUAGGAGGCUCACUCUUGUUCCCUCCGCUGCUAUGGAUGAUCCUAUUACCGGCUGCACGACAGUUGCACCUGUCAUGAGUUGUCCAGAUAACCGGCUGGAUCAACCGUCUCCCAGUGCGGAUAUAAAAAUAUGGUCUCCUCUAACCCUUGCCCGCAGGAUGAUUUCCUGGAAGCUAGUCUAG